GAAAAUGUUGUCGAGCACUAUGAGAAUCCAAGGAAUGUAGGUUCACUGGACAAGAAAGACCAAAGCGUGGGUACCGGCUUAGUUGGUGCGCCUGCCUGCGGUGACGUCAUGAAGCUGCAAAUCAAAGUAGAUGAAAACGGUAAAAUUGUUGACGCCAAAUUUAAGACCUUUGGUUGCGGAUCUGCCAUUGCUAGUAGUUCUUUAGCUACGGAAUGGGUCAAAGGCAAAACUAUAGACGAGGCCGGAAAACUAAAGAAUACCGACAUAGCUAAAGAGCUAUGCUUGCCUCCAGUAAAACUACAUUGCUCUAUGCUGGCUGAGGACGCUAUAAAGGCAGCACUGGCUGAUUAUAAAGUGAAGCAGCAAAAGAAGAACAAUUAAGCGUUGUACACCGAAUUACCCAGAACGGAAUCUCUUCACGAAGCACAGACGACAAAACGCUCUUGAACCCCUUAUCACAAAUGUGGAUGGGGGA
This is a messenger RNA of Rhagoletis zephyria (snowberry fruit fly), 475 nucleotides long. Its product is annotated as iron-sulfur cluster assembly enzyme ISCU, mitochondrial-like. The record is from RefSeq and is a predicted model, not a curated record. Gene Ontology annotation, biological process: iron-sulfur cluster assembly. Lineage: Eukaryota; Metazoa; Arthropoda; Insecta; Diptera; Tephritidae. Gene Ontology annotation, molecular function: iron ion binding; iron-sulfur cluster binding.